This is a messenger RNA of Microplitis mediator, 1223 nucleotides long. RefSeq names its product SREBP regulating gene protein. Gene Ontology annotation, biological process: positive regulation of SREBP signaling pathway. The transcript has 4 exons. Lineage: Eukaryota; Metazoa; Arthropoda; Insecta; Hymenoptera; Braconidae. The coding region runs from base 305 to 1204 and encodes 299 amino acids. The record is from RefSeq and is a predicted model, not a curated record.
ACCUCAAAUAAAAAUUGUCACUGAUUCUGUCAUACUCGAAUUAAAAAUAAACACUAAAAAUAAAUGAUUAAUUAUCUAAAUGUUAUCAUCAAAUAAUAUAAAAAGUACAUUUGAAGUUAAUUAUAAAUAUUUUUCAAGUACAAACAAUAGUCGCAAUAAAAAAACAUCAAAAAUGAGUGCACACACAUUUCGUGAUGCAUUUUUUAAAUUUGCAUUUAUUCAAUAAUAAUAAUUUAUUUUUUUUUACACAUAAAUAACCUUUUUGUUUUUACCAAUAAAAUAAAUAAUUAAUAUUAAUGUAAGUAUGCUAAUAACUUGUGGAAGUAUAGUACGUCUUCUUCGUCGUAGGAUAGUACUUGCUUUAAUUUUUGGUCUUUCAUUAACUUACUGUGCAAUAUCACUAUUAUCUCAUGAUAAAAUGGGAGUAUCAAAAGUACAAUUUGAUGAUGAUGACAAUAUGAUUGUUGACAAUGAAGAUGUACCACUUGAUGAUGAUUUAGAUGAUGAUACAUCUGGUAAAAAUAUUCCAUGGCCACUUAUUGUUGCUUCUGAUGAUGGUAUUAUUGAUUCUAAUCAUCAACCACUUGUUAAUACCAAUGAUACUGAUAAUGUUACAAAAAAUUGUCGUAAUUCGGUUCAGGGUAAAUCAUUGAUAGUCGAUGAACGUGGGUUUGUUUGUAAACGACAAGAACUUUUAUCAACAGGCUGUUGUAAAAAUGAUCAAGAAAAAAUAUCCGACAAUGGUAAUAAAUCAUUAAUUAAACGUGAACGUUACAGCUGUGAAACUUGUAAUCCUCAAGGAUGCUGUGCUGUUUAUGAAUAUUGUGUUGCAUGUUGCUUACAUCCAGCAAAAAGAAGAACAAAAAAAGAUUAUCAUGGUUUAUCUGGGCGUCACGAUGUACAGAAGACACGUAAAAUAGAAGACGUUGUUAAAUUACGUUUACGAAAUCUUGAUCGUUUUCAAAUAUGUUUAGCUGUAUGUCGCACAUCAAGUGCUAGUGUAAGACACGAAAACACAUACAAAGAUCCGGAUUCAAAACAUUGUUAUAUAACAAUAUUACCAGGCAAUAGUGUUAAUAAUCAAAAUAAUGAACUUCAUUUGAUAUCAAUUACUCAUAAUAACAAUAAUAACGACGACAAGGACGUCAUUACAUCUUUUUCUACAGUUUCAUUAUUUAUCCUCAAUUUAUCUUUAUCCUAUUGAUGAUUCCUCAUCAUUUAAC